Messenger RNA from Cannabis sativa, 4230 nucleotides. Its product is annotated as transcription factor MYB3R-2-like. Gene Ontology annotation, biological process: regulation of DNA-templated transcription. The transcript is spliced from 3 exons. Gene Ontology annotation, cellular component: nucleus. Bases 1 to 516 code for a protein of 171 amino acids. Lineage: Eukaryota; Viridiplantae; Streptophyta; Magnoliopsida; Rosales; Cannabaceae. Gene Ontology annotation, molecular function: RNA polymerase II cis-regulatory region sequence-specific DNA binding; DNA-binding transcription factor activity, RNA polymerase II-specific. The record is from RefSeq and is a predicted model, not a curated record.
AUGUUUACAGGGUGGCAUAAUCAUUUAGACCCAUCUCUAAACAAAAAUCCAUGGACAGAAGAGGAAGAAUCCACCCUUAUUAAAUAUCACCAAAUUUAUGGUAACAAGUGGGCUGAUAUAGCUAAGUUUCUGCCUGGAAGGUCUGACAAUGCAAUUAAGAAUCACUGGCAUUGCAAGGUGAAGAAGAAAAUGCAGGUGGUGUCUUCACAAUUAUACUCACCAGUUGUUUUACAUGGUACAAACAAUAGUAAUAAUAAUCAUACCAUAGAAGAUGAUAGAGUGAGUAAAGAAGUAACAAUUGAAAGGCAUUCAUCAUCAAAAUUAUUCGAAGGAUAUGAUCCUAACAAUAAUCAUAAUAAUAAUCAUAAUGAUAAGGCACCAGUACCAGCUUAUGAUGAAGCCCAUAGUGCUAGUAGUUCUUAUUGUUGUUAUAGAUUCAUGAGAUUGUUGAGGAUGUCAGCAGCAACUUUCCCCAACACUCCUUCUAUUAUAAGAAAGAGCAGUAGAAGAAAUUAACUACUCAUCUAAUAAUAUAUUUAACUGGAGAUGAUGAUGAUCAUCAUAAAAAGAUGAUGAUGAUCUUUUCCUCCAACAAUGGAAAAUAGUAUUAUGAAGAUAUAUUUAUGUUAUAACUAGAGAGCUGGAGAAGAAGAUCGAUUUUCUGGUGAUCAUGUACUUGUUGAUAAUUAAUGUUUAAUCUAGUUUAUAUUUUUUAUUUUAGUUUUUUCAAAUUAUUUGUUAUAUUUUUAAAUUAUUGUUAACAUGUAAUGUAGAUCAUUCUUUGUAAUCUUGAAAGUGUGUAGAUUUCUUAUUGUUGUGUUUUUUUUAAGUGAACACAAAAAUGGAUCUUUUAAGUUUUAUCCACAAAUUAAUCAACAUAUAUAUAGGAUUUUUUUUAAGUGAUAACACCACUUUUGCUACUCAUAAGAGCAUUUUAUUUCAGUUUUAAUUGGUUUAAAAUGAGAGUGUAUAGAAUUAAAAUGAGUUGUGAAACAUGUAAUUAAUUAUUUUAUUUUUAUUUUUAAUUAAAUUUUAAAACAGUUACCCUUUUUUUUAUAAGUUAAAACAAUUAUUCAUAAAUCAAAAUAGGAUCAUUUUGCCAAGUUUCUAAGAAAAGCAAUUAUUAUUUUCUUCUUCUUCUUCCUUUAUUUUAUCAUUUCCUUAAAUUUAGAUAUUGUAUAUGUAUAAAAUAAUUUUCUAGAUUUUCUCUAGAGCAUGUUGGCAUGAAUAAAAAAACUAACCAAAUAAAAGAUGUGUAUACUAAUCAUCUAAUAAUUUUUUUUCGUACACAUUUCUAUUUUUUUUUUAAUAGAAUUGAAGAAUUUGAUAAAAAAAAAUGAAGAAGGUAAGAAAUAAGCAGUUAUAGAGUGUUCUUUGCAUAUAUAUUUUUUUUUUUUAAAACUUAAUUUAUUAUUAUUGUAACAUAAUAUAUGCCAAUUGAAAAAAAAAAAAAAAAAACUCUUUGUACAUGGGAGGGUUGGUUAUAUUUUUUGGAAAAAAACAGAAAAGUACAAAAAAGGAAAAAAAUUACAAAAAUACUCUGGGCCGGUCCAUUAAACAUUUAUACAGUCCACAUACAAAUAUUUACAAAAAUACCACAUGCACUAAGCCUUCAGCUGUAAAGAGCGAACAUUGAAGAUGAACAUAACUCGAUCGUUUCAAAACCGCAAAACAACCAAAAUGAAACCAAAACGAGGAAAAUAUAACCAUUAAUUCUGGCGAAAUCAACUGGAAAAAAAGACCUGCAAUGAUCUAAACAGAAAAUGACGAAAAAAAAAAUCAAAAAACUGUGAAGAAACUAAAAUUACACAUUUGUUUUCUGUUAUAUUCGAUCAAAACAACUCCCCCUAAUAUCGAAAUCAAGAUUCAUGAAAUGUAGAUCUGUAACAAACAGAUCUGGAGCUCCCACCAAAUCCAAAAUAAUGUAUGAUGUGAAAAAUUUUAAAAAAAACCUCAUGAAUAAUACAUCUACGUUAUAUAUAGUUGUAUUUUGAUUGAUUACUGGUUUCCAAUAUAAAUAUAUUUUUUGAAAAACACAAUAAGAAGAGUAAAAUCGAAUUAAGGUACAACAAGUUAUGUAUAAGUCUGUUUAUUUUUUGUUUUGGUUGUCUUAUAGUUGCAUUAUCGUUUUAUGAUAGUUUAUAUAUUAUGCAGGAAUUUAAUUUGACAGGGACUAAGAAAUAGUAGUUAUACAUAGUAAGUUUUGUGCAAAUAGUUGCAUAUUAGUUUUAUAAUGAAAUAACAUAUGCAAGUAGUAAAACUAUAAUAAAACUACAAAACAACUGUAUACAAACUAAAAUACAGGAAAAACUCUUUGAAUAUCAACAUCCAUGAUAAAUCUCAUUGUUACCCAUUGAUGAUAUAAAAAUGGACAGGAAACAACUAGAUUAAAAACAUAUUAAAAAAAAAUACAUACAAAAGGUGUUUACACUAUUAAAAAACUAUGAAAAACUAUUACAAAAUGAGAAAUCAAUAAACACAAAACCCACAAAAGUUGAAUAUGAAAAAAUUUAAAAAAUGGGGGAAAACCAAAAAGAAACCGAAAACAAAUCUCGGUUCGAACAUCAGCACCAACAUCAGCUUUUUUCCCAGAAACGUCUUCAUCCAUGAUCAACUUCAACCUUCCUUUUCCUAUUCUCAGAAGUUGGGGAAAUUUUCUCAGAAAUAUAAACUUUAAAUUUCUUCUUCGCAGGUCCACGACCCCCGUUUCAAUACAGGCAGAGCAAAGUCGGAGUCAUCAUCUUCUACAACUGGGUAUUUUCCUUUGGACUUAUUUGCUACAGAUUUAACACUCAUUUUCAAAUUUUUUUGGGCAAUGGAGAAGGGGACGAUGAAGAACAAGUAAUAGCCAUGAAUAUAUAUAAGUUCAGACCAAAGAAAAUAGAUGACAAAUAGUUAUGGACAAUCGGUUAAUGGAAGUUAGAAAAGAAAAUGAUAGAAAAUUGGGUAGUGAAAAAAUGGGUUUUGAUUGUCACUACUACAAUGUUAGCCUCUAGAGGCUAUUUUUUUACCCCCAUUUAUAAAAAGGGAAGCUAAAGGGUGUGAAAAUACCCGCUAUGUUCGAAAUUGACAUUUAGAGGCAGUUUUUUGAUAAAAACCGUAGGUAUAAAAUUGCAUUAUACCAUUUAGAGGCGGUUGGAAAUUAAAUAUUAUUUUUUUUUUCUGGACGAUCCUAUGGCGUCGGUUCCUAUGAAGGAACCGACGCCAUAGGGUCGUCUAGGGUAUAACUGCUUGAUCGUCUUCUUCCUCCCCACUUCACUUAGCCAACCCAGCAAACCAGAGAGCAAAUAACCCAGCAAAACCCUCGCCCAGCCACCUCCUCCCCACCAUAUCUCCCCCAUAUCUCAACCAUUUGAGCCCAUUUUUUUUAAAAAUCCUCCAUUUUCGGUACUUAAUAACAUACACCUAAAAAGUUUUAUUUUUUUACCCUCUUUGAGUGUCAUCCGAACCCAAAUAGAAAAGUUUGGGUUUCAAAUCCGGCGACCCAUUUUUCUUGAGAAAUCCUUGAAUCUCAACCUCGUUUAAGGUAUAAAUAUUGUUUCUAUUCAUUUUUAUUAUGUACAUUGUUUUAUUUUUGGUUUUUGUAAAUUAUUAUUUGAGUUUUUUUAUUUUAUUAGUAAUAUUAUUGUGUUUUAUGUGUAUAGUGCCAGGAUUUUUUACGGUGGUCGUCGGAUUGCGGUUAUUAGGUAAUAAUUUAAACCUCAAUGUAUAGUAUAUAUAUGUAUUUGUAUAUUUUAUUGAAUAUUUGUAUAUAAUGUACAUGUGUAUAUAUUGUGGUUAUAUAGUGUGUAUAUUUUUUUAUGGAAAUAAAUUUGGCAAUUGUAUUUUAUAUAUUUUUUGUAAUAUAUAUUUAUUGUGAAUAGAAUGACAUUGGAGGGAUUUCAUUAGUUUAGAAAUAAAAAUUUUAAAAUUGAAUUAGUGUGUGAUAUAAUUUUAUUUUUUUGAGAUAAUAGUGUGAGAUAUAAUUGAUUAUAUAUAUGUAUGUAUAAUUUAGUAACUAAGUAACUUGUUACAAUUUUUUAUAACUAGUUAUAAGUAAUGAAAUAAUUAAUUUUGCAAUUUCGCUGUAUUUCUUUAUAUUGUAGGUUCGGCAUAAUUUUGUGUGUAGCGUAUUUGAGCUUGCAAUUAUAGGUAUAUACUUUAACUAACUUUUUCUUAUUAUAUAAUUAAUUAUCAAUGCAUGUUAGUUGAGUUUGAAUAUCUUAAAUAUUCAUCCGUAGUGAAGUAGGU